Molecule: messenger RNA, 314 nt
Organism: Halteromyces radiatus
Lineage: Eukaryota; Fungi; Mucoromycota; Mucoromycetes; Mucorales; Cunninghamellaceae
Exons: 2
Coding region: 5-310 (101 amino acids)
Source: RefSeq, a predicted model, not a curated record
GAAAAUGUCUACUUGUAUUUGGUGUUUAUUGUUGCUGGCAUCAUCCGUGAUCGUUUACAGUGUUAAUCAGUUAUACGCAUCAUCAUCAUCAUCAUCAUCAUCGUUACUUUCCUUCCUUUUUCAAUCGGAUCCAUCCACAUUUGACAAACAUAUUGGUAUUUCACCUAAAAUCAUGCUCCAGCUGGAAUGGACUCAUUAUGUGAUGAUGAUGGUUUACAUCAUCAUGAUACUAGAUGUUAUACCUUUGGAUACCUUUUUCAAGGUAAUAGUAAAUAAUAAUAAUAAUAGUAAUAAAAAAGGUGAUAUAUGAAUAG